AUAUAUAUGUUGACCAGGCUGUAGAAUACAAUAAUUAGUCCAUUAGGCCAACAAUUCUCUUCCUCAUAAUCAGAGCAAAAAAAUCUCAUAGCAAUAGAAUGGAGAAAUCAAAAUGUCAAAAACAAACUUUGUUUAGUGUUGCUAAUCUUAAGCUUCCCUCAUUUCAGGUGGUGGUGGUGAAUGCAGAUUUGGGAUGCACACAUUGUAGGAACAGAAUAUCUCAAAUCAUGUCAAGAAUAACAGGGAUGAGGGAGUAUACAAUAGAUGUGGGUAAAAAGCAAGUGAUUGUAAGAGGAGAUGUUAGAAAUCAUCUCCAGGGAAAAAAUGGUGCAGUAAAGAACCACAAGAUCAAUGAACACCAUAGCCGGAUUUUCGCCUUCUUCUUUAGUUUACUGAACUUCCAUUGGAGCACGAGCAAGAAGAUGACUGAUUAAUCGAGAGAACAAAAAGAGUUUGAUUGAUGAACAUUCAUUCAUGGGGUUGACAAGUAUGAAUAUAUCAUGCUAACAAAGGAGUCAAAUACACAUUCUUUCAAAUGUUUAUUUGUUGGGAGUCUUUUGCUUCCAUUUGAUUACUUUGAGUUUCUCCUUUUGUUACUUGUAUAAUGUUUCUAGUUUCUUUAUACUCUGCCCCAUGAUCUUUAUACACAUUAACAUGCUUAACACAAAGAGGUAAGGUGUAGCAUACACACUACCCUCUUCAGACUCCACUUAUGGAAUGGAAUUACACCAGGUAUAUUGUUGUAGUGAACCUUAA
Solanum pennellii is the source of this 756-nucleotide messenger RNA. RefSeq lists its product as uncharacterized. The record is from RefSeq and is a predicted model, not a curated record. Bases 99 to 434 code for a protein of 111 amino acids. Gene Ontology annotation, molecular function: metal ion binding. The transcript is spliced from 3 exons. NCBI's taxonomy places the organism in Eukaryota, Viridiplantae, Streptophyta, Magnoliopsida, Solanales, Solanaceae.